CCGGCCUCGGGGCUGGCGGGCUGAGGGGAGAAAAGAUGGCGGCAGCGGCGGCGGCUGGCGCGGCCUCCGGGCUGCCGGGUCCGGUGGCACAAGGACUGAAGGAAGCGUUGGUGGAUACGCUCACGGGGAUCCUGUCCCCGGUGCAGGAGGUGCGGGCGGCUGCCGAGGAGCAGAUUAAGGUGCUGGAGGUGACGGAGGAAUUUGGUGUUCACUUGGCAGAGCUGACUGUAGAUCCCCAGGGGGCACUGGCAAUCCGUCAGCUGGCGUCAGUCAUCCUGAAGCAGUAUGUGGAGACUCACUGGUGUGCUCAGUCCGAGAAGUUCAGGCCUCCUGAAACGACAGAAAGGGCAAAAAUUGUCAUCCGGGAACUGUUGCCCAAUGGCUUGAGAGAAUCAAUAAGCAAAGUGCGCUCCAGUGUGGCCUAUGCAGUAUCAGCCAUUGCCCACUGGGACUGGCCUGAAGCCUGGCCCCAGCUCUUCAACUUGCUCAUGGAGAUGUUGGUGAGCGGAGACUUAAAUGCUGUCCAUGGAGCCAUGCGUGUGCUGACAGAAUUCACUCGAGAAGUGACAGACACACAGAUGCCACUUGUUGCUCCUGUCAUUCUCCCAGAGAUGUAUAAGAUCUUCACCAUGGCUGAGGUGUACGGUAUUCGAACCCGUUCCCGCGCUGUGGAGAUUUUUACCACUUGUGCUCAUAUGAUCUGUAACAUGGAGGAGCUGGAAAAGGGGGCAGCCAAAGUCCUGAUCUUCCCCGUGGUGCAGCAGUUCACAGAGGCCUUUGUUCAGGCCCUCCAGAUACCAGAUGGCCCCACGUCUGACAGUGGGUUUAAAAUGGAAGUCCUGAAGGCAGUGACAGCCCUGGUGAAAAACUUCCCAAAGCACAUGGUGUCCUCCAUGCAACAGAUUCUGCCUAUUGUUUGGAACACCUUAACCGAGAGUGCAGCUUUUUAUGUGAGGACAGAAGUAAAUUAUACAGAGGAAGUAGAAGAUCCUGUGGAUUCUGAUGGUGAAGUCCUGGGCUUUGAAAAUCUCGUCUUUAGCAUAUUUGAAUUUGUCCACGCCCUACUAGAAAAUAGCAAAUUCAAAAGCACUGUUAAGAAAGCCUUGCCUGAGUUGAUAUACUAUAUAAUCUUGUAUAUGCAAAUCACUGAGGAGCAGAUUAAAGUAUGGACAGCCAACCCGCAGCAGUUUGUAGAAGAUGAAGAUGAUGAUACCUUCUCCUAUACCGUUAGAAUUGCUGCUCAGGACCUGUUGCUGGCCGUGGCCACAGAUUUCCAGAAUGAGAGUGCAGCAGCCCUGGCGGCUGCAGCCACUCGACAUUUACAGGAAGCGGAGCAAACCAAAAGCAGUGGCACUGAGCACUGGUGGAAGAUCCAUGAGGCAUGCAUGCUUGCCCUGGGUUCAGUGAAAUCCAUCAUCACGGACAGUGUGAAAAACGGCAGGAUCCAUUUUGACAUGCAUGGGUUCCUGACCAACGUCAUCCUUGCAGACCUCAACCUCUCAGUUUCUCCUUUCCUCUUGGGCCGGGCACUCUGGGCUGCCAGUCGGUUCACCGUUGCUAUGUCCCCUGAACUGAUCCAGCAGUUCCUACAGGCAACAGUUAGUGGUCUUCAUGAGACACAACCCCCCUCAGUUCGAAUUUCCGCUGUGAGAGCCAUCUGGGGUUACUGUGACCAGCUGAAAGUCUCAGAGAGUACCCACGUGCUGCAGCCCUUCCUCCCCAGCAUCCUUGAUGGCUUGAUUCACCUGGCAGCCCAGUUCAGCUCAGAGGUCCUCAACCUGGUGAUGGAAACCUUGUGCAUUGUGUGUACAGUAGACCCAGAAUUCACAGCAAACAUGGAGAGCAAAAUCUGCCCCUUCACCAUCGCCAUCUUCCUGAAGUACAGUAAUGAUCCUGUUGUCGCCUCACUGGCUCAGGACAUCUUCAAGGAGCUGUCCCAGAUCGAGGCCUGUCAGGGCCCAAUGCAGAUGAGGCUCAUUCCCACUCUGGUCAGCAUCAUGCAGGCGCCGGCAGACAAGAUCCCUGCAGGGCUCUGUGCGACAGCCAUUGACAUCCUGACCACGGUAGUGCGGAACACGAAGCCGCCGCUCUCCCAGCUCCUCAUCUGUCAAGCUUUCCCUGCCGUGGCUCAGUGCACCCUUCAUACAGACGAUAACGCCACCAUGCAGAAUGGUGGAGAGUGCUUGCGCGCCUAUGUGUCAGUGACGCUGGAGCAGGUGGCCCAGUGGCAUGACGAGCAGGGCCACAAUGGCCUGUGGUACGUGAUGCAAGUGGUGAGCCAGCUCCUGGAUCCCCGCACCUCGGAGUUCACCGCCGCCUUUGUGGGCCGCCUCGUCUCCACCCUCAUCUCCAAGGCAGGGCGGGAGCUGGGGGAGAACCUGGACCAGAUCCUCCGCGCCAUCCUCAGCAAGAUGCAGCAGGCCGAGACGCUCAGCGUCAUGCAGUCUCUGAUCAUGGUGUUUGCUCACCUGGUGCACACUCAGCUGGAACCGCUCUUGGAGUUCCUGUGUAGCCUCCCUGGCCCCACUGGCAAACCUGCCCUGGAGUUUGUGAUGGCUGAGUGGACGAGCCGGCAGCACCUCUUCUAUGGACAAUACGAAGGCAAAGUCAGCUCUGUGGCGCUCUGUAAGCUCCUCCAGCAUGGCAUCAACGCAGACGACAAACGGCUGCAGGACAUCCGCGUGAAGGGCGAAGAGAUCUACAGCGUGGACGAGGGCAUCCGCACCCGCUCCAAGACGGCCAAAAACCCAGAGCGCUGGACAAACAUUCCUCUGCUGGUCAAGAUCCUGAAAUUGAUCAUCAACGAGCUCUCCAACGUCAUGGAGGCCAACGCUGCUCGCCAGGCCCCUCCUGCAGAGUGGAGUCAAGAUGACUCCAAUGAUAUGUGGGAGGACCAGGAGGAGGAAGAAGAAGAGGAAGAGGAUGGCUUAGCUGGCCAACUUCUGUCUGACAUUCUUGCUACAAGUAAAUACGAGGAGGAUUACUACGAGGACGAUGAGGACGAUGACCCCGACGCCCUUAAGGAUCCUCUCUAUCAGAUCGAUCUGCAGGCCUAUCUCACAGACUUCCUCUGCCAGUUCGCCCAGCAGCCCUGCUACAUGAUGUUCUCAGGCCACCUUAAUGACAACGAGAGGCGGGUUCUACAGACCAUCGGCAUCUAAACGGGAGCUUGCCACACGUGCUUCUCCUCCUGGCCCAGCCACAGACCAUUUUGCAGCCCUCGGUGGCCUUGAGAUGCACUUCUCAACCUGGAGCGGCUUCCUGACCCUCGGCCUUGGCCUCUGCAGAGUGACACUGACGACUCAGACCAAGCCCACAGUGUUGUCACGUAGGAGUGCUGGGACAGAGGGCACUUCUCAAAGUCCCCCGAAGAUGACCCAUCUUCAGAACCUUUCUCCUUCCCAGCUCUGCCCCCGCUCUGUCCCUAGGGUCCUCUGCUGGCCACUCCAGGGCCGUUACUGCCCUGACGGAUUCCGUGUCCAUGGAUUAUUCUGCCCCACUGCAGGAGCACAGGAAGUCACGACCAUUUACGUUCUAGAACAGACUGGUGUACUUUCAUAGGACAUCUGAUGUGUCUGGAUAGGAGUCCCCCCGAGACAUCACCGGGUUUCUGCACUCAGGCCAAGCAGGAGCCAGCAGGAGCAGCAGCGUCUAAGCCCUCCCUCCCACAACACUAACGCUCCUCCGUGAAGGGAGUCAUCUUCUUGUUUUGCUUCAUGCAUGACGCAGCCACUGCCCCCAAGCUGUUCCUAUAUAUACACGCACACACACGGCAUCAGCCAGACAGAUGGCAAUUUUGUUUUUCCUUUUUUAGAAAAAAACAUGGGGAAAAAGGAUUUUUUUAAAUCCACCUGGUCCAACUGUAUUUAAUAUGCCUCUCCCACACUUCCUACAGUCUGAUAGUCAAAGGUUAUCUUCCCCUCGCCCUCAGGAAUCCUCUAACGUUAAGUUGUAGCCCUCAAAUUUGCAAUGUGUAUUUUUCUAGGACAGUAAAGUAAUCUUUACAAAUGCAUUCAGUCCACAUGUAUAAGGUGUCUAAGCACCUCUUUGCCUUGUAUCCCCUUUAGAAGGAAAGUAGAAGAAGGAAACAGGACUGGGUGGAGCCUGUGUAACAUUUUCAUGUGUUUGGCAAGCCUAGCUCUGAACGAUUCUUAGAGAACUGGCCUUGUUCAGUAAGAUCUUUUUAGACAUUCCCUUAACUGAGAAAUGCAGCCUGCUAUGGGUUUAAAGACUAGAAGAGGAUACACAGCCCAGGAGGGGAGGCGAAGCCCGCGCCUGGUGCCCUGUGUCUCAGUAGCCACAGGGUUGUGUUUAGGCAGUGUUUUCGCUGAGAGGAGAAACACAAAGUGCGUCUGAGCCCACACCACUGUGGGGUGGUCCCCCGGAGAGCUCCACGGAAAGAAACCCAAGGACGUUGUAGCUGGAAAAGACUGCGUGCCACUAGGUGUCCCUGCUGUCCAGCCUCACGGCCGAGCCGGUCAUGCUCCAGGCAUCUGGCUGCAGAGCCCUGAAGGUGCAUGUGCACGCCUAUGGCUGUGUGCCACCCCGCCCCAGCGCAUCCUGAGUCGGGGACUCGCUGAUGAUGGGUGAACAGUGGCAGCUCUGGCCAGGUGGUGCUCAGAAAACCCCAGCACGGGCUUUGGUCUCAAGGCGGUGCCAGUUGAGUUUGGUGCUGACAAAAAUCAUUCCACGGUGUCCGGCCAACCUGGUUUAAAAAGGCACAAAAAGAUGAUCUUGGCCAGCAGUGUUGCACUGCUGAGCUUGGGGAGGCCUGGGGCUCCGGGUCCCUAUGGGCCUGAUUGCUAGAAAGAACAGCCUGUAUCUAGUGCCACAGUGGCCCCAAGUCCCUUGGUAAGGUCCUCCCUUCUCAUGCUGGUUUUGUGGGACAGACUGGGCCUCCUGGCUGAGAGGAGAACUCCAGUCUGGAGAAAAGGUCCUAGUACCCGCUGGGUGGCCGCCCCUGGCCAGCAGACUAGCUGUGGUUGAGAGCGGAAGGUCUGGAGCCCUUGGCGUGCCGAAGCUUGCUUCCAGAGCAUUCCUCGGGCAGCCCAUGGACCCUCCACAGCGCUGUGUCUGUUCUGUUGGCAGUGAAGAGUUCAGAGGCUGUCCAGCGCGAGCAGGAAGAAAAGAUCUCCUGGGGGCCUGUGGUGGUGACCGAGUUGAACUUGAGCUCCCAUUCUGUCUCCUGUCUUGACCUGAAGAAACUAGCUUGCGUCUGGAAAGGGCAAGGCUAACUGGUCGGGGCCUGGAGUUGAAGAGCGUGCCUACAGCGCCGGCACGCUGCAGGGCUCCCUCCCAGCUGAACCUCGGCCCGGGGCUGCCCAAGACUCUGAAUGCAGAAUUGAAGAGACACGAGAAGACUGGAAGGCAGAUAAAGGCCCGGGAAAGGGAGCUGUGACCACAGACCAUGGACCUGUAAGUGACGCUGGUUGGGAAGUAGGGACCUACCCCCAAAGACUCCAGAUCGGGGUAAUGACGAGGUUCCUUGCACUUCUAAAAGAUACUCAUUGCUUAAGAGCAAGUGAUGCCAAACCAGCCUUAUGGUGUUUCAUCUCACUAACUAGGUAACAGCGUAGUAAAGCAGUCGGUAACUCAAGCUGCAGGUCGGCCUGCUGUGGAGUGACUUCUGAUAAUGUGGUGUCCCAGGGCUCCGUCCUGGCCCUCUGACAUAUAUGAGGAUUAAUUAGCAACAUCUUUUAUGCCUUACCCAUUCCAGAAAAGAACUUGAAGUCAUUUACAGAAGAAAUAGUGCUAGAUAGUACUGCUUAGACGCUGGGGUAGCAGGAAACCUCGGGGAAGUAUGACGAGUUAGGAUCCACGCUAUAGACGAGUAGUCUGUAAGGGUGAGGGCGUUCAGCACAUGCGGGGUGACAGUGCCAUCUGCGAGAGCUGUGCUCUCACAGCAUCGCGUGCCUCUAGUUUAGCGUCUGUGAGGCCAGGAACCAUGAACAUGUCCAAGAAACGCCUGUGUGGCACAGUAGAAGCAGGUGCUCUGGGGGGGCGUGGAGGGUCUUCCGUCUUCCUGGGCCUGCCGGCCCUCCCCGGUGCUGUGGCCAUGGAGGGGCUGCCUGAGAGAGCAGGUGCCCUCUGCAGAGGAGAGCAAGCACAGAGCAUCCAAGUUGUGUCAGGGCGAGAAGCUGAGACUGCUCAGCUUAGAGACCAGGGGUCGCAGGACACUGCUUUGGGAAUUAGAGGACUGCCCAGUGAGGGACGCCACCUCUCCCCAGCCAGGCGGACCCGUAACCUGUAAGCAGACAAUAAACACAAGGCCGAUUUCUGGCUGCUCUGUUUCUUUUCCAUCUCAGUGAAGCUUAAACUACUUAAAGACGUGCACAGCCCGUGCUAGGUGCUGGAGAGGUUCAGCCACCUUCCUGCAGGAGCUGGUCUCUUAGGGUAUGACACGCGAGGGCUGCCACGCGGGAAACAGGCACUGUGUUCAGUUCCUGCUGAAGAUGGGGGGGGGGGGCAGGAACCAGGCGAGGCUGCCUGGAGGAGGCAGCCCUUGCAAUGAGUGCUCACAGGGGGCCAGCAGUACCUAGAGGCACCUGCUGCUUCUGCCAUCUCAGAGCACCUACCGACCUUCCGAAUAGGCCGUCGUCGGGGCUGGAAAGGGAGCCAGGUGUGCACCUUACAAUGCGCCUGGGAGCUGGGCGACAGGGAUGCCAGGUGGUGGCCGCUGCAGUGUCCAGAUGGGACAGAGCUUGGGCUGAGGAGGUGACCAGAGGGGUGGAGUGGGAGAGAGGGGUUGGUGCGCUGUUGAGGUGGAGUCGUGAGGACAGAGAGGAAAGAUUUUCCACAGGGGCAGCCGGGGAGGCGCCCAGGCCGGGGCGGACGUUCAGGGAGCCGUCAAGGCUGUGACAGCCGCCGUGCAAAGCCCUGGUCUUCCCCACACUGCCAGGAUUCUAGAAACAAAGCAGCAAGAGGAAUGGUUAAUAAAACCCCCAAACUUGGAAAGACUUCUUUCACCAAGAGAUGGUGCCGAUCCACGUGAGCCGUCUAACGAGGACCCUCACAUUCCAAGUUUUUUACUUUUUUUAGUAACUGAAAACAGGCUGGUGUAAAUGACUCCAUCUUUUACACUCCUGUGAAAUUCAUGACUUCGUAGCACGUGUGCGGGGGCGGCCAAAGGAGCCCCUGGGCCGCCUGGGACGUCCCCUGGGGUCCGCAGUCACUCUGACUUGGCGGUGACCACCCAGCUGGAAGAUGCGGGGGCCCAGGUUGAGUGCCGUGGCCCCCAGCCUUGCCGUCCUCGUCCAUCCGUGACUCGGGGAGCUAACACCUACCUCACUAGAUUACAGUUAGAAUUAAAGGUGACUCGGAGGCGCCGCCAUCGGUGAGCAGUGGCCCAGCACACCCCUGGAGCCGGGGGCUAUAUUUGGCCAUCUCCCUGACUCUGGGUUUAACGGUGACUCAACUCCCUUUCACAGAUGCUGCUGCUAAAUCAGGGAUCGGUGAGGCUGGGCCCGGCGCGGCGGCCCUGCUGGGCUGCAGGAGAGGUGGCUGGGGGUGGCCCAGCUCCUGCACAUGUGGGCGCUGUGGGCGCGGCCUGCGCGCUCCUGCUCUGUCCAUCUGCUUCCCGAGGUGGUUCCCCCAGCGAUCCCGAGAACCAUGCUGAACUGUUUUACAUGUCCUUGCCUGAGGCGGUGCAGGGCGGACAGCAGGACACUUAGGACAGCCGCGCUUCUGGACCCAGCGGUGACCACUCCAGGGGAGCUGAGCCUGU
Molecule: messenger RNA, 7723 nt
Organism: Lepus europaeus (European hare)
Lineage: Eukaryota; Metazoa; Chordata; Mammalia; Lagomorpha; Leporidae
Gene: IPO9
Product: importin 9
Exons: 24
Coding region: 36-3161 (1041 amino acids)
Biological process (GO): protein import into nucleus
Cellular component (GO): cytosol; nuclear envelope
Molecular function (GO): small GTPase binding
Source: RefSeq, a predicted model, not a curated record